AUGCCUAAUGCCACAGUGAAUAAUCAUGAUGAUAACCGACAUAGUAAUGAGCCUAUGAAUAAUCAUGAGGAUCAUAACAACAACACUGAGCCAGAGAACAACCAAGAGGAUCAGUGUGGCAGCAGUGUUAACCAAGUGCAGCGUACAAGGAGAGCAAUAGUAAAUCACAACUGUGCCAGAGAUUUCAAUGAGGGAUGGGGUGUCCCAUUUUGUCGGUUACCUGCACUAAGAACAUGUCCAUACUGCAAUGCACGGUUAUUUCAUCGAGAAACCUUCAAUUUGUGUUGUCUAAAAGGAAAUAUUGUUCUACCUGUAAUACCCUCUCCACCAGAGAUGAUCCAGCUCUUUUUUGACCAAACAGAUGUCGGCAGAAAGUUCAGACAAAAUAUCCGAGCCUACAAUAAUGUGUUUGCAUUCACUUCAAUGGGUGUGCAUGUUGAUGAAUCCAUUAAUGUUCAAGGCUGUGGAAUUUAUACUUUUCGUGCUCAAGUUUUAGACAGGGGACUGGUUGAAAAGAUACAACAGAUAUUGAAUCACUAUAAUCCAUUUGUCCACCACUUUCGAAGUCUAGGACAACGCGAAGACUUGCUCAACUGCAGGCUCAUCAUAAGAGAGCAACCUUCUAAUCAACGUCAGUAUAGUUUACCAUCUGCAUCACAAGUUGCUGCUAUUAUAUAUCCAUUAUUAUUACCUUAUGGAAUAUAUGGGUGGGAUAUUAAUAGUCAUGACGAGAAUGGAAGACCUAUGUCAUGUUGUGACUAUUAUGCAUAUAUGUUACAGAUGCGCCCAAGUGAUGAAAAUCCUCUACUUCGGGGUGGACGCCUCUUACAACAGUAUGUUGUAGAUAAUUACAUGAAAAUUGAAUCACAAAAACUCAGAUGGCUUCGAAAUAAUCAAGAUACAAUUCGUAAAGAAUUUUAUCAAGGACUUCAAGACUCUUUAAAUGCAGGGGAAAACAAUGCCGGUAAUGUCGGUCUUAGGACCAUUCUGCCAUCAUCAUUUGUUCGAAGCCCACGUGAUAUGUACCAACGGUACCAAGAUGCAAUGGCUUUGGUUCAAAAAUAUGGUAGACCAGAUUUGUUUAUCACUAUGACGUGUAACCCGAAUUGGGAAGAAAUUAAAAGUGAGCUACUCCCUGGCCAGACAUCACAAGAUCGUCCAGAUUUAGAGGUCAGGGUAUAUCAUUCCAAACUUGAGCAACUGAAAGAAGACAUCAUCAACAAAGGGGUACUGGGAAGAGUUAUUGCUCAUGCUUUCGUUGUUGAAUUCCAGAAAAGGGGACUACCACAUGUACACAUGUUGGUCAUGUUAGAUGAAAAUGAUAAGCUAAAUAAUCCUGAAGAUUAUGACCGCAUUCUUAGAGCCGAAAUACCAGAUAAAGAUGAAGAGACUCAACUUUAUGAUCUGGUGUUGAAACAUAUGAUUCAUGGUCCAUGUGGAACUUUGAACCAACAGUCUUCAUGUAUGAAAAAUGGGAGAUGCAAUAAAAAGUUAUCCAAAAGCAUUUGCAAAUUUCACUGUGCAAGGAAAUGA
Molecule: messenger RNA, 1533 nt
Organism: Rosa rugosa (rugosa rose)
Lineage: Eukaryota; Viridiplantae; Streptophyta; Magnoliopsida; Rosales; Rosaceae
Exons: 5
Coding region: 1-1533 (510 amino acids)
Source: RefSeq, a predicted model, not a curated record